Cervus elaphus (red deer) is the source of this 3985-nucleotide messenger RNA. RefSeq names its product ADP ribosylation factor interacting protein 1 (gene ARFIP1). Gene Ontology annotation, molecular function: phospholipid binding; protein domain specific binding. The transcript is spliced from 9 exons. Lineage: Eukaryota; Metazoa; Chordata; Mammalia; Artiodactyla; Cervidae. The record is from RefSeq and is a predicted model, not a curated record. Gene Ontology annotation, cellular component: trans-Golgi network membrane. Gene Ontology annotation, biological process: intracellular protein transport; regulation of Arp2/3 complex-mediated actin nucleation. Bases 1014 to 2270 code for a protein of 418 amino acids.
GGAGCCUGGUGAGCUAUGGUCCAUGGGGUCGCAAAAGAAUCCAACAUGACUGAGCAACUAAACAACAGCUUAUUUUGAAUACCAGUUGUUUUUCAGGUGCAUAUGUUACAUCUGUUUUCUCCCAAUCUGUAGCUCAUCUUUUCAUCUUUUAAAUGGUGUCAUUUUGAAAAGAAAUUUUUAAUUUUGAUGAAGUCCAUACUAUCAGUGUUUCUCUUAUUGUUUGUUUUCCAUUUCCUAAGAAAAUAUUUGCCUACUCCAAAGUCAUUGUGAAGUCUACUAAUAAACCCAUCAAAAGCAGUCUCCAUUUCUGUUAUAAGCGAUUUUUAUCUCUAGCAUUUCUUUUUGGUUCUUUCAAAAAUCUGUUUGCGUUGUCCAGCUGUUCAUGCAUGCUGUCUGCUUUAUGCAUUACAGCCGCCUGAGCCACCAGGGAAGCCCAUAUUACUCAUAGUUGUUUUAAGCUCCUGGUCUGGUAAUUCCACCAUCUGUGCCAUUUCUGAUUGUGAUGUUUGCUUUGUGACUUCAGAUUGUAUUUUUUGCCUUUUGUAGACCUUGUAAUUUUUACUUGUUAAUCAGACAUGAUGUAUCAGGUAAAAGGACCUGCUGUAAAUGUGGGCCAUAAAGUAUAGGAGGAGGGGAGCAUUAUAUAUCCUAUGAUUAGGUGCCAGUCUUUUAGUGAGCCUGUGCCUCUGGAUUGUGAAAUUCUCGAGUGUUUCUCAGUUUUUCUCUCCUCUGCUUAUGUGGCACAGGAUAGCUAGAAUGUGUUGGGUGUGGCUGUCCUGCUCAGCUCUGUUAGCUGCUGGUUAUACCCAAGCAGGCUAGGUUCUGGUUUCUCCUGAGGGUAUGCCUAGUUAAAAAUAGAGUACUUAGGGACCUCCCUGGUGGUGCAGUGGAUGAGAAUUCUCCUGCCAGUGCAUGGGACUCGGGUUCAGUCCCUGUUCUGGGAAGAUUCUACCUGCUGUGUGGAGCAGCUCAGCCUGUGAGGCACACUGCUGAAGCCCGCAUGCCCUGGAGCCAUGCUCCAGAAGAGAGAAGACGCCGCUGCGGUGAGGAGCCCCCACUCUGCAACUGGAGAGAGCCCGCAUGCAGCCACGAAGACACAGCACAGGCAAGAAGGAAAGAGUGGGCCGGUGGACCGCUUAGAGUCUACCAUGGCUCAAGAAUCUCCAAAAAAUUCAGCAGCAGAAAUCCCAGUGACUAGUAAUGGGGAAGUUGACGACUCUCAUGAACAUGGCUUUAAUAGGGAUUUGAAGCGUUCAUUACCAGCUGGACUUGGUCUCUCAGAAACGCAAAUCACAUCUCAUGGCUUUGACAGUACCAAAGAGGGGGUUAUUGAAGCAGGAGCACUUCAAGGUUGCCCAGCACCACCUCUGCCAUCUGUUAUGUCCCCCAGCAGGGUGGCAGCUAGCCGACUGACUCAACAAGGAAGUGAUUUAAUUGUUCCUGCAGGUGGCCAAAGAACCCAGACAAAAAGUGGGCCAGUUAUUCUAGCAGAUGAAACUAAAAAUCCUGCAAUGGAAAAGUUAGAACUUGUUAGAAAAUGGAGUCUAAAUACCUACAAGUGCACUCGACAAAUUAUCUCUGAGAAGCUGGGCCGUGGAUCAAGAACUGUGGACCUUGAACUUGAAGCUCAGAUUGAUAUAUUAAGAGAUAACAAGAAAAAAUACGAAAAUAUUCUAAAACUUGCUCAGACCCUGUCGACCCAGCUUUUCCAGAUGGUGCAUACCCAAAGGCAACUUGGAGAUGCAUUUGCUGACCUGAGUUUAAAAUCACUGGAACUCCAUGAAGAAUUUGGCUAUAAUGCAGAUACCCAGAAGCUGCUAGCUAAAAAUGGAGAGACUCUUCUAGGAGCCAUUAAUUUUUUCAUUGCCAGUGUAAACACUUUGGUGAAUAAAACAAUUGAAGAUACAUUAAUGACCGUGAAACAGUAUGAAAGUGCCAGAAUUGAAUAUGAUGCAUAUCGUACUGAUUUGGAAGAACUGAAUCUUGGACCACGUGAUGCAAACACUCUGCCAAAGAUUGAGCAAUCACAGCAUCUGUUCCAAGCACAUAAGGAAAAGUACGAUAAAAUGCGCAAUGAUGUUUCUGUCAAGUUAAAAUUUCUAGAAGAAAAUAAGGUUAAAGUGUUACACAAUCAGCUGGUCCUUUUUCACAAUGCCAUUGCCGCUUACUUUGCUGGGAAUCAGAAGCAGCUUGAACAGACACUUAAACAGUUCCAUAUCAAAUUGAAAACCCCUGGAGUUGACGCCCCGUCUUGGCUUGAAGAACAGUAAAAUCACACCUGGAAACAAAGAGAAAGUCACGUUGUUAUAUUUCUAAACAAACCUAGUAAGAAUUAAGCAGAGUUGGGGGAAGAGAAAAGGGGUGACAACCAUUGUAGUGAUUCUUGCACAAACAGCUUUAAUUUUUCCCUUUUUCGUACUUUUAACAAUUGAGCUGUUAAAUUUGAUGGGGAGCUGGGUGGUUUUAAUGUAAACGUAAUUUCUAUAACCUGAACACAAUAAUCUUCCUUUUUGAGAAAUCCUUUUGUAUUGUGAGGGUCGAUGGCUAUUUCUGUAGUUUGAAAACACCUAAUAUAGAUUUGCACUGACAAGAUAAAAAUUCAAGGUUUUUGGUCCUGCAAAUGAGGACCAGUUGUAACUUUUCCAAAGGAAGGUUUACAUGAUUUGUAUCAACAUCAGAUAUUUUAUAUAAGAAUAUAUUAAACAUCUUUAAGAGAGUCAUUUUCAUGUAUUGUCUUAAAGAGAAAAAGAGACUAUUUUGCAGAGUAAUAUUAUAUGGUGUUCCUGCAGCACCCACACAGAGGCGGCAGCUCUGAUGAAUGACUGAUUGGCUUGUGGAGUUGUGGCAGAUACCUUUUUAAAAAAUCAAUCUCUACCAUUGUAAUUUUGUUUAGACUUUUUCUUCAAGACACAGGAAUCACACUGUCAUUUCUUUGAGGCUUUUGAACUUAAGAAUUUGCAUUACCCAAAGUCAUGGAGCAGUUCUGUUAGCAGUUUCUUUUGAUUCAUAAUGAAACCUGCUUGAGAGAAUUUUUUUGACAGGUGGAUCUGGGAGUAGAAAUUCUCAGUGGUUUCUAGAGUAAAAAAUCUGUGCUUAUUAGAAAGCUAGUUUUUGGGUAAAUUCCAUUUUGACAGAAGUGAAUUCCUAGACAGCUUUCAUUGACUUCCAUAUGUAACAAUACCGGUUAAGCCUUAAAUCACAGAUAUGUGCCUUCUCAGAUACAGUAAUUCUCAUUCAACCAAUGUACAUAAAUCCAUAAAGAAGCCCCUUUCAGAUAAUGUUUGAUGUGUCUGUUCCUUCCUUGGAAAGGAGCACUGUGUAUAAAUGUUGAAUUUCUUUAUAUUCAUUAAGCCACGUUUAAGGUUUAUGGAGAAAUCAACUUCUGAAUUUGCCAUUUGGAUUUUCCUUGUUCAUUUUGCGAAAGGGGAAGACGAAGGACUUGUUUGCCUUUGAGUAGGGGAAAAGGACCGUGGGUCAGUGUGGUCGCAGCAAGACGGCGGGGCUGGAAGGGCCUGUGCUGUUUCGGUUGCUCAGCACUGUUGGUUCUGUGUAUGGCCUUCUGCGUGAUUUUAUCAGUAAUGUAACCCUUUUUCAGUAUAAGUUCUCUUGAUUUUUGUCAUAGACAUAAAUUAAUAUCUUGAGAUACAUCUCUUCACCUGUUCAUUUCUUUUGUGUUGAAAUGAAGUACUUAAAAUUACUGUUAUACCAGAACUUCAUGGACUGUAAGAUUUGUUAUAUAUGUUCAAAUGCCAUUUAGCUGGCUUUUUAAUUAAUAUGCUUGUUUUCAAUGCUUAACACAGUGUAAUGUGACUGUAAAUCAUAAACCUAUUUUUAAUCAUUCCCUCCUGUAUAUUUGUACUCUGAGAGAGCCUUAUUUUGUUCUUCCAGCAGAAUUACUACUUGUGAUAGUUCAUUUACAUUCCCCAGAAUGUGCCUCUGGUGUGAAUUUUGUAUUCUUAUUAAACGUGUUUGCUGCGGUACCUCA